Molecule: messenger RNA, 1383 nt
Organism: Diaporthe citri
Lineage: Eukaryota; Fungi; Ascomycota; Sordariomycetes; Diaporthales; Diaporthaceae
Exons: 3
Coding region: 1-1383 (460 amino acids)
Molecular function (GO): heme binding; iron ion binding; monooxygenase activity
Source: RefSeq, a predicted model, not a curated record
AUGCCGCCUGACAUCAGCUUCAUCGCGUUCCAUGGAUGGCUCGCCAAUAACGUGAAGAAAUACUUUCCGGAGCUUGACGAGGUCCCACCCGUCGUCUACCUUGACAUGUGGCCGUUCCUCAAGUGCCCGGUCGUGGUGGUCUUCGACGCUGCGGCCUCGGCAAGCUUCAUGGCCGACCGCUCCCUGCGGAAGCACUCCAUCACGAGAGACUUCCUGAGGCCCCUCACGGGUGGUCUGGACAUCUUGUCGUCGUUUGGCGAGCCCUGGAAGAAAUGGCGCUCGACCUUCAACCCGGGCUUCAGUCCACGCAACGUGGUCCUCAUGAUUCCAGAGCUGCUGGAAGAGAUGUUGACUUUUGCCGAAAAUCUGGAGAAGAGUGCCGGCAAGAAUGGUUCAUGGGGGCCAAUGUUCCAGCUGCAGGAAGAGACGACGCAUCUCACCCUGGAUGUCAUAUUUCGUGCUUGUGUUGGCAAGAGGCUUCACGAGCAGACAAGCCCAAGCGGCACCCCGCUCAAGCGCGCUUUGCUGGACCAGAUCCACCUCAUGGAGGCAGGUGGCGAUGUGGCGCGUUCUCUCCUGAACGUGGGCCACAUGCCGUGGCACAAAUGGGCCAUCAACCGAAACAACCGCGUCAUGGAGGACCAGUUCCUGCCGGAUGUGGAGAGGUCUCUCGGCCUCGGAAGCUCGGCUUCCAAAAAGACAACUUUGCUCAACCAAGCCCUCAAGCAUAUUGAAGAGGAAACCGGGCAGAAAAUCGCAAGUGUCAGCACGUUGGACAAGGAGUCAUACCGGUCUCUCAUGAGCAACCUGAAGGUUCUGAUGCUAGCCGGCUUCGAAACCACAUCGGCCAUCUUGUGCUGGAUUUUCAAGGAGCUGCAGGACAACCCCGACUGCAUGGCCAAGGUCCGCGCGGAGCACGACAGUGCUCUGGGUCCGGACCCGGAUAAGGCAGCGGAGAUCCUCCGUGAAUCCCCACAGCUCCUCAACUCUCUUCCAUACACACAGGCUGUCGUGAGGGAGACGUUGAGGAUGUACCCUCUCACGUUCGCAAUCAGAGAAGGGACGCCCGAUUACUUCCUCACCGUGCCCGGCUCCCCGACCCAGUACCCAACCGGCGGGUUUGCCAUCUGGGAUGCCAUCGGCUGGACGCAGCGGAACCCGGCCCUGUGGCAGCGAGCAAACGAGUUUGUCCCUGAGCGGUGGUUGGCGCCACAGGGCGACGACCUUCACCCCCCAAAAGAUGGAUUUCGCUCGUUUGGCAUGGGCCAGAGAGCUUGUAUCGGCCAGGAGCUGACCUUGGUGGAGGCGAAACUGGUUCUCGUCAUGUGUGCCCGCAAAUUUGACAUUGAAGAAGCUUGGGCCGAAUGGGAUGCCAAACAGUAA